Pygocentrus nattereri (red-bellied piranha) is the source of this 3106-nucleotide messenger RNA. It is a transcript of the gene pdk2a, whose product is annotated as pyruvate dehydrogenase kinase 2a. NCBI's taxonomy places the organism in Eukaryota, Metazoa, Chordata, Actinopteri, Characiformes, Serrasalmidae. The transcript has 11 exons. Gene Ontology annotation, biological process: regulation of glucose metabolic process; protein phosphorylation. The record is from RefSeq and is a predicted model, not a curated record. Gene Ontology annotation, molecular function: pyruvate dehydrogenase (acetyl-transferring) kinase activity. Bases 92 to 1321 code for a protein of 409 amino acids. Gene Ontology annotation, cellular component: mitochondrion.
GCAGACUGUACAUGAACAUUUUGCCCUGCCGCGAGGCUUAGAGCUGCCUGAUCUCUGAAUUAUACUGUUUUUAUUGCUGAAACGCUUCAAAAUGAAGUUUGUUCGGUUUAUUAUGAAGAAUUCUGCUCUGGCCAAUGUGCCAAAACACAUCGAGCACUUCUCAAAAUUUUCGCCGUCUCCGCUGUCCAUGAAGCAAUUUCUUGAUUUCGGUUCCACAAAUGCAUGCGAGAAAACUUCGUUCGUUUUCCUGAGACAAGAGCUCCCUGUCCGUCUGUCCAACAUCAUGAAAGAAAUCAACUUGCUCCCAGACAGACUCCGCACUACUCCCUCUGUUCAGAUGGUGCAGAGCUGGUAUGUUCAGAGUUUGAUGGAGCUUCUCGAGUUCUUGGAGAAAAGUCCUGAAGAUCACGGUGUUUUGGCAGAGUUUGUGGAAACACUGGUGAAUAUCAGAAACAGACACAAUGACGUUGUGCCUACCAUGGCCCAAGGUGUGAUCGAGUACAAAGAGGCUUUCGGUCAAGAUCCGCUCACUAACCAGAACAUACAGUACUUCAUGGACCGAUUCUACAUGAGCCGAAUAUCCAUCCGUAUGCUCAUUAACCAGCACACUCUUGUAUUUGAUGGAGCCACAAAUCCUCUUCAUCCAAACACCAUCGGCAGUAUUGACCCUCACUGUCACGUGACAGAAGUUGUAAAAGAUGCCUUUGAGAGUGCCAAGAUGUUGUGUGACCAGUACUACCUCAGCUCCCCUGACCUUCUGCUGCAAGAGCUCAACAUUAACCACAGGAACCAGUCUAUUAGCAUAGUGUACGUGCCUUCUCAUCUCUACCAUAUGCUGUUUGAGUUAUUCAAGAACGCAAUGAGAGCAACUAUUGAAAACCACAAUGAAGGUGCAAAUCUUCCACCAAUUGAAGUUAUGGUGGCUAUUGGAGGAGAGGACCUUUCCAUCAAGAUGAGUGACAGGGGUGGUGGUGUACCUUUCAGGAAGAUAGAGAAUCUUUUCAGCUAUAUGUACUCCACAGCCCCAACUCCUCAGCUCAGCCAGGAACACAGAACUCCUCUGGCUGGCUUUGGUUAUGGGCUGCCUAUCUCCCGCCUCUAUGCAAAAUAUUUCCAGGGAGACCUCCAGCUCUACUCUAUGGAAGGAUAUGGCACUGAUGCUGUCAUUCACUUGAAGGCUUUAUCCACUGAUUCAGUGGAGAGGCUCCCAGUGUAUAACAAGACAGCUCUGCGUAACUACACAGUGAGCCAGGGGGCAGACGAUUGGUGUGUGCCCAGCAAAGAGCCUCUGGACCUGGCAGUGUUCCGGCUAGCCAAGUGAAGAGUGACCACCUGCCUAGAGCCUUCUGGCUGAAUUAAGUACAGUCAUAUAAUACUGGCGCUCUGACACUGGGACCAGAGACAGUAACACGGCGCUUGUGUGAAGCUCUCACUGUGAAGCCGGACUCUCACUAUGAAGCCUUACAGUUGGUCUCGUAGCUCUAGUUACGCAUGCAAUGGAUUUUUCCUGUGCACCAAAAUCAUGAGGAUUUGUCUUCUUUCUUGUUUUUUUUUUUUUUAAUAUCUUAAGUGUCAAAGUGUUACCUGUAGACAAAGCAUGCAUGAGUGAGAGUGACCAGUCGAAGUGGUCUGGUGCAUUAUGAGAGGGCCAGAUGUGGAGAAAGAAUCACAAUGAGCCUGAACCGCUAACCUUGUUAGUCAGCAGAUGGAGAGCAGCCUGACCCUCAAGGGUGGAUGCUGGGAUCAAUAUUUGAUAUCAGGCCUGUGUAAAGCAAUUUGUGACAGCAUGGAUACAAAGUGUCACAAUGAGGGAACCAACAUCGAAUAUGCCUAAUACAGUUGGGGAAGAGAACACUAGAGGGAGUGUGUUGUUGCAAAUACCAUCAGACAUGAGAAGAAGGCAGUGUUAUACGUGGUAACACACAACCUGGAGUGCUCUGUAGCUUUUAUUGCAGUUUAGCAAAGUAAGAAGUAAAGCAAAGAAGCUACUGCUAAAGAUAAUCUCAAGUCUAGGAUUUAAAUAUUGGCAGCUUCUUCUGCCCAAAAAGGAAGUUCCAACAACUUGGAGUAGAACAACCAUUGUUGUUACUUGGCAACCAGUGGUUAGCAGAAUGGUACAUUUAUAGUGGAAAGAAAAGCUGGGUAGAACAUGGGUAGAACAUUUGCAUAAUAAGUUAUGAAAGACUGUAAAAUGAUAAAUCAGUUUUAAAUGUGCAUUCGAUAUUUCAUCAUUUCCAUAUGUAGGAGUCAGAUGUGAAGACAGUUGCACAAAUACGUGAGCUAUCUACCAGUGAUUAGAAGGAAAGAGGACCAUAUUCAGUGGCCAGAGUACCUCUGGGGUCAUGAGACCUGAUGAUAUCUCAUUGUCACACAUGAUGACACUUGAGUCAAUAGUAUUUAUAUACAGAGAGCAGACAGGAAAGUUUCAAAUGGAAAGUAUAUUGAACCCAUUAAGUGUUUAUUGCAGUCUGUGUCCUAUAUUAAGAGUGUUUUUUCACUGCAUGUCGCCAAAUCAGUCAAGUCAUCCCUGAUUUGUUAUUACUGCUUUGUUUAAGAGGAUUUGAAUGUCUUGAUGUGACUACAGCUAAUUACCCAUCACCUCAUUAUUUUCAUGACUGAAAACACUAUUAACGCUUUAGGUGGUCCUGUUUUGAGUUUUUUCAAAACUAUUAUCUCUUGUUUAUGAGUUCAUUUUUACAUAUUUUGGCUAAUGUUAGACAUCUCAGCAAGAGCAAACAUCACAACCAUCCGGCGUCUUUCACGCCAGAGAGAGGCCUUAUUUGUUUUAUUUGUGUUAUGUAUAACACUUCAUUCUAUUUGUGCCGUUUUGCUCAUAUUUAUUUCAUGUAAACUUAUGUAAACAUACUCAAGGAAGGGGAUUUUCUUCCAAUUGAUCUUUGUACCUCCUUUUUUAGAAACAUACAAUAUAUGUCAAGCAUGAACCAUGCAAGCCUUUGAGGACCAUAUUUAUAUGCACUUUUGAUUUUAUAUGAAAGUUUUAACUCCCUAUGAACUGUAUGAGAGUUAAUAUUUUUGUAAACAUUUUUUUCCAUUGUAUCUCUGUCAGAUGUACAUAUAAUGGAAAUAAACAUAACAUUUCAUUGAA